Messenger RNA from Perkinsus marinus ATCC 50983, 1485 nucleotides. RefSeq names its product electron transfer flavoprotein-ubiquinone oxidoreductase, putative. The coding region runs from base 1 to 1485 and encodes 494 amino acids. The transcript is spliced from 13 exons. The record is from RefSeq and is a predicted model, not a curated record. Lineage: Eukaryota; Perkinsozoa; Perkinsida; Perkinsidae. Gene Ontology annotation, biological process: electron transport chain. Gene Ontology annotation, cellular component: mitochondrial inner membrane. Gene Ontology annotation, molecular function: iron-sulfur cluster binding; electron-transferring-flavoprotein dehydrogenase activity.
AUGGCUAUUACUGUGUCUGGCAAUAUUAUAUGCAAAUGUGAAAANNNNUCGGUAUGCGUGUUGGAAAAAGGCUCUGAAAUUGGCGCUCACAUUUUAUCUGGAAAUGUAUUUCAACCAACAGCACUGGAUGAACUCCUUCCGGAUUGGCGACAAGUAAGCAGUGUGGGGGGAGAUUGGUCACAAACGCCAGUUUCUCGAGAUGAUUUUGUAUACCUCCCCACGGCUAAAUAUGCAAUAAAAUCACCGUAUUUGCCCUCUGCGAUGAGCAAUGCUGGAAAUUAUAUUAUUUCACUCGGCGAUAUGUGCCGUUGGUUGGGAGAAAAGGCUGAGGAAUCUGGCGUUGAAAUCUAUCCUGGAUUUGCUGUUUCGGAAGACAUCAUUGUUGAUAAUAAAGGGCGAAUGGUAGCGGUGAAGAUCCGCGACCAAGGCGUGGCAAAAGAUGGUCAUCAAAAAGCUAACUAUGAACAGGGGGUUAAAAUAUACGGUAAACAGAUCAUCCUUGCUGAAGGUGCUAGGGGCUCCUUAUCGUUGGAGGUGGCUAAACGGUAUAACCUUAACGCGGGGAGAUGCCCUUCUAAAUUCAGUCUUGGUGUAAAAGAAGUAUGGAAGGUCAGCCCUGAGGUCAGCGAUCCAGGCCAUGUGACACACACCGUUGGCUUCCCUAUGGACUACAUGUCGUAUGGGGGCGGAUUCAUAUAUCAUAUGAAUGACAAUCUGGUUCAUCUGGGAUACGUAACGGGUCUUGGAUAUACUAAUACUAAUAUGUCGCCAUAUAUGGAGUUGCAAAAGUAUAAAACUCAUGAUAUGCUGAGACACCUGUUAGAAGGGGGCAAAUGUGUUGGAUAUGGAGCAAGAGUUAUUAAUACUGGUGGUUAUCAAGCACUACCUUCGGUGGCCUUCCCCGGUGGUAUGUUGGUUGGUGAUGCUGCGGGCUUCCUUAACGUUCUCAAGAUUAAGGGGACGCAUACUGCGAUGAAGACGGGGAUGCUGGCUGCAGAAGUGUACGUAAUAUUCAUCCAGCGUUUAAGACGGGCUUGUUCUCGGGGCUGGGGUAUGGCGCUUUCUGGUUGCUCAGUAAAGGGAGAGAGCCAUGGACGUUCAAGUAGUAGUAGUAGUAGUAAAAGUAGUAGUAGUAGUAGUAGUAGUAGUAGUAGUAGUAGUAGUAGUAGUAGUAGUAAACUGACAUUCGACUUGACAGACCAGCUGCCGUUGACAGGGGUGGACCACGAGGCUGAUCAACCUUCCCAUUUGAAGAUCAAACCUGGAAUGGAAAAGUUUCCGAAAGAGGUUUCCUUUGCCCAAUACGACGGUCCCGAGCAAAGAUUCUGCCCAGCUAAAGUGUAUGAAUACGACGAUGAAGGGAAGCUCACCAUCCAUGCACAGAAUUGUAUUCACUGUAAAACUUGCAGUAUCAAAACGCCUGGGCAUUUCAUACAGUGGACUGUCCCAGAAGGAGGUGGAGGACCGCAGUAUGGCAGUAUGUAA